AUGGCCGACACUACAGAAGCAGCUCCUGCAAUCAAUAAGAACAAGAGGCAUAGAAAGGAGAAGCCAUGGGAUACAGAUGACAUCGACCAGUGGGCGAUACAACCGUUCCAAGUGGAGGAUAAUAAAAGCGGUACAUUCACUGAAGAAUCUUCGUUUGCGACCCUAUUCCCUAAGUACAGGGAAAGGUAUCUGCGGGAAGUCUGGAGCGCGGUUACGCAAGCCCUAGAGCCGCAUGGAAUCGCUUGUACACUGGACCUGAUUCAUGGCUCUAUGUCUGUACGAACCACGAGGAAAACAUACGACCCAUACGUCAUAUUGAAAGCUCGCGACAUGAUUAAGCUCCUGGCCCGUGGAGUUGCAAUAGGACAGGCGGUGAAGAUUUUGGAUGACACCGUUGCAUGCGAUAUCAUCAAGAUUGGGAACAUCGUGCGCAACAAGGAGAGAUUUGUCAAGCGGAGACAGAGGAUCAUUGGCCCAGAUGGAAGUACGCUGAAGGCCAUUGAACUGCUUACACAAUGCUACGUCCUUGUGCAAGGGAGCACUGUCAGUGUCAUGGGUCCCUACAAAGGGUUGAAGGAAGUCCGGAGAAUUAUCCUGGAUUGUAUGAAGAACAUACACCCCAUCUAUAGAAUCAAAGAACUUAUGAUCAAACGCGAGCUUGCUAAAGACCCCCAGCUGGUCAAUGAAUCCUGGGAUAGAUUCCUGCCUAAGUUCCGCAGACAUCAUCUUAAAACGUCCGAGAAGACGGCACGCAAGAAUGAGCGGACACAAGAGAAGAACGGGGCACGAAAGGCUGCAGGGUUAGAGCCUACGGGGUCAGAGAAGGAUCAACCGGCGAAGAAGGUGUACACUCCCUUCCCGCCUCCACAAAUGCCCCGAAAGGUCGACUUGCAACUCGAGUCUGGAGAGUAUUUUCUCAAAGCACACGAGAAACAGGAUAGGGAGGCGCGAAAGAGAAAACAGAAGCAAGAGCAGGUCACCGAGGAGCGGCGUGCAAAACGCGCCGAAGCAUUCGUUGCGCCCGUUGAGGAGGUUGUGCCCACCGUCGAGGAAAAGCGGAAGCGAAGACGAGAGAAAGAAACCGAGGAUUUGGAGGAGGAGACUGGGAAACACAAAAAGGCGAAGAGGAAGAAACGCCUGCACUCAGAGGGCAAUAGCGAGUAGACAUUGUGGGCUCUACGAGCUGUAUUUCCUUGCAUAUUGCCCUUUGGAUUACCACCUUAGCGUGAUAGU
Messenger RNA from Postia placenta MAD-698-R-SB12, 1233 nucleotides. RefSeq lists its product as hypothetical. NCBI's taxonomy places the organism in Eukaryota, Fungi, Basidiomycota, Agaricomycetes, Polyporales, Adustoporiaceae. Bases 1 to 1164 code for a protein of 387 amino acids. Gene Ontology annotation, molecular function: RNA binding. Gene Ontology annotation, cellular component: nucleolus; small-subunit processome. The record is from RefSeq and is a predicted model, not a curated record. The transcript has 8 exons.